UAUAAAUAUUGUCUAUUGGCACAAAAAACCAUGACAACUGAUUCUUCUAAGUUAGUAGUAUUUGAAGCUUUUACCGUCAGGCUCUGCCAGGUUCAAGCUCUGUAUUCAUGGGUUCUCUCGGUUUGUCAGAGGGGUCCUUCGGACAAUUUCAGUACCCUAUAGCUCGCAGGGACGAGUCUGUGGUUGAUGAUUAUCAUGGUAUUAAGGUGGCUGAUCCUUAUCGAUGGCUUGAAGAUGCUGAUGCUGAAGAAGUAAAGAAGUUUGUGCAGAAACAGGUUACUCUGACAGAAUCAGUGCUUGAAAAGUGCGACACAAGAAGUAAACUUCACAAGCAAAUCACAAAACUCUUUGAUCAUCCACGCUACACCGUGCCCUUUAAGCGAGGCAAUAAAUAUUUUUACUUCCAUAACACCGGGCUCCAAGCACAAAACGUCCUUUAUAUGCAGGUUUGUCAGGAACAACAUUUAAUAAAAAUAGUAAUAUCAGUAUGCAAUUUUUUUUAUCCCUCCAAUUGGAUUCAGGAUGGUUUGGAUGGAGAACCGGAGGUCUUGCUUGACCCCAACACCCUAUCUGAGGAUGGAACGGUAUCGUUGAAGGCCCUGUCUGUUAGUGAGGAUGCCAAGUACUUGGGUUACGGGCUUAGUUCAAGUGGAAGUGAUUGGGUGACGAUUAAAGUAAGGCGAGUUGAGGAUAAAACAGGGGAACUUGAUAGUUUAUCAUGGAUAAAGUUUUCGGAAAUCAGCUGGACACAUGAUAGCAAAGGGUUUUUCUAUAGCCGCUAUCCAGUCCCCAAAGAUGGAGAAAACCUUGAUUCUGGGAUAGAAACUAGUGUUAACGUUAAUCAUGAGUUAUACUAUCAUUUCCUCGGUACAAAUCAAUCUGAAGACAUCUUAUGCUGGAGCGAUCCUGAAAAUCCUAAGCACAUGUUUAGUGGCAGAGUGACGGAUGAUGGAAAGUAUCUGCUUUUGUAUAUCGAUGAGGGUUGUGGUCCGGUCAAUAAACUUUACCACUGCGACAUGUCUGCACUUCCUAAAGGUCUUGAAGGUUUCAGGGAAAGAAAUGGCCCACUGCCGUUUGUUAAGUUAAUAGAUCAGUUCGACGCACAAUAUCUUACAGUGGCUAAUGAUGAUUCAUCCUUCACUUUCUUGACAAACAAAGAUGCUCCAAAAUAUAAAUUAGUCCGAGUUGAUCUGAAGGAACCGAGUAAGUGGAUUGAUGUUAUUCCAGAGGAUGAAAAAGAUGUGCUUGAAUCAGCAUGUGCUGUGAAUGGCAAUCAGAUGAUUGUGAGUUAUUUGAGUGAUGUUAAGUAUGUGCUCCAAGUAAGGGAUUUGAAAACAGGCUCCAUGCUGCAUAAGUUGCCCAUUGACAUAGGAACUGUUUACGGAAUUUCUGCUCGUCGUGAAGACAGUAUGGUUUUCAUCGGUUUUACUAGCUUUCUUACUCCUGGUAUUAUAUACCAAUGCAACUUAAGAGUUGAGUUUCCAGAAAUGAACAUAUUUCGUGAAAUUAAUGUGCCAGGUUUUGAUCGCUCGGAUUUCAAAAUCAAUCAGGUUUUUGUUCAAAGUAAGGAUGGCACCAAGAUCCCAAUGUUCAUUGUUGGCAAGAAGGAUAUAAAUCUGGAUGGAUCACACCCUUGUUUGUUGUAUGGAUAUGGUGGAUUUAACGUCAGUCUCACACCAUCAUUUAGUGUUAGUCGAAUCGUGCUUGCUAGGCAUCUUGGUGCCUUUUUCUGCAUUGCAAACAUUCGUGGUGGUGGAGAGUAUGGAGAGGAAUGGCACAAAGCUGGUGCCCUAUCAAAAAAGCAAACUUGCUUCAAUGACUUCAUUUCUGCUGCUGAGUAUCUUAUAUCUUCUGGGUAUACUCAGCCCAAAAAAUUAUGUAUUGAAGGGGGAAGUAAUGGUGGGCUUCUAGUUGGGGCUUGCAUAAAUCAGAGACCUGAACUUUUCGGUUGUGCUUUGGCUCAUGUUGGUGUGAUGGACAUGCUGCGAUUUCACAAGUUCACAAUAGGCCAUGCUUGGACUUGUGAUUUUGGCUGUUCUGACAAAGAAGAAGAGUUCCAGUGGCUCAUCAAGUACUCACCAUUACAUAAUGUGAGGAGACCAUGGGAGACACAUCCUGGUGGACAGUCACAGUAUCCAUCCACCAUGCUAUUGACUGCCGAUCAUGAUGAUCGCGUUGUUCCAUUACAUUCAUUGAAGAUGUUGGCAGUAAGUUCCUUGCCAAUUAUCGUUAUACUGGUUUCUACUUGUUUGAAUAUUCACUUGCAUAGCUAUCUCUUGAAAUUCCUCACACAUAUUCUAUCCUCUCUAAUCUCCCAAGAUUCUCGGUUUGCUUGUUCUUUUCAGACAAUGCAAUAUGUUCUGUGUACGAGCUUGCAGAAUAGUCCCCAGACGAAUCCGAUUAUUGGACGCAUUGAGUGUAAGGCCGGACAUGGAUGUGGACGUCCAACAUAUAAAUUGAUUGAUGAAGCUGCUGACAGGUAUAGCUUCAUGGCUAAGGUGUUGGGUGCAACUUGGAUCGAGUAACUCGUAUCAAGGAUACAAUAAUCAAGUUUUCCUAGUGAUAUUAGAAGCCAAUUUUACAAUAUUCAAGUUUUUCGAGAAAACAAAGCAAUUAUACGUUAUAGAUUUGUUUAAGUUAAAAUUUUACUGAUACAUACUUAGCAUCUACUUAAUAUUAUCCUGAUCUUACUUUUCCCCUUUAAUUGGUAAAUGAGACAUGCAUGAAGUGGCUUUAUAUACCAAAAAAAAUUAAAAAUAUGAUAACUGAUCAUACUCUCUUAUUCUUGCAUGUUUUCUAUAUAUCAUGUGGCUGAAAAGCUCACAAAAGUAGAGCAAUGAGCAGAGUUCGCAGUUCAGCUGUUCCAAAUAUGUUGUUUCUGAGAGUAACUAUAUGAUGUUCUUUGAAAAAUAUGAAGAGCAGUAAUUGUCUAUUUCAUAAAUAAAUAUUUUAGAUUUUCACUUCCAGAAAUCAAACAAUUACCUGGCAUGUAAUCAUAGGGAACCUUAUGCGGAUUGCAAUUCGACUGCUUGAGAAUCAUAUUCGAAAUACAACUUUGGAUUUUACAUUCGUUGCUCACUUCCAAGUGCUGUGCAUAUCAAAGGCAAAACAUGAUUCCCAUGUCCCAAUCCCAACUGAAACUGACAAAUUAACAUUGGAACAGUUGUGAUAACUGUGACUUAAAUUAAAAAAAAAAAAAACAAAAUUCUGAGUGCAAGACAAGUACAUAAAAAGAGAAUCGUCGAUUUUUUUAGGUUGGAAUCCCUCGAAAACUUUGGCUUGAAG
This is a messenger RNA of Durio zibethinus, 3285 nucleotides long. The record is from RefSeq and is a predicted model, not a curated record. NCBI's taxonomy places the organism in Eukaryota, Viridiplantae, Streptophyta, Magnoliopsida, Malvales, Malvaceae.